AUGGCCUCGGCCCUCAGCCCACCCCGGGUCCCCAAGCCCAAGGCUGCUCUACCUUCUCACUACCACGAGAGCUUUCUGGAGAAGAAGGGGCCCUGUGACCGGGUGAGCCGGCUGGAGGCGCAGCUGCUCCUGGAGCGCUACCCCGAGUGCGGAAACCUGCUGCUGCGGCCCAGCGGGGACGGAACGGGCGGCGUGUCGGUCACCACCCGCCAGUCGCUCAACGGGACGUGGGUGGUCCGACACUACAAGGUGAAGCAUGAGGGCCCCAAGUAUGUGAUCGACGUGGAGGAGCCGUUCUCCUGCGCCUCACUCCACGCAGUGGUCAACUAUUUCGUGUCACACACCAAGAAGGCGCUGGUCCCCUUCCUGCCAGAGGAGGACUAUGAGAAGGUGCUAGGCUACGUGGAGGCGGAUAAAGAGAACGGCGAGAGUGUGUGGGUGGCACCCGAGACCCCUGCGCCCCAAAGCCCAGGUCCCACACCCCCGUCGGGUGGCCCCAAGCAGCUGCCUCCCGUGCCCGUCACGCCUGCGUCAAGCCAGGACAAGCUGACCCCACUCCCGGACCAGGAUGAGAACUAUGUGAUCCCCAUCGCAGACUCCCCAGUUGCCACCUAUGUGAAUGGGGAUGUGCCUGGCCCUAGUCGGCCGGUCGUCCUGAAGCCCAAGAGGUUGGCCAAGGUUCAAGGAAAGCCUCCAAAGCUACCAAAGCCACCCAUUGUGCCCAAGCCAGAGCCCAAAGGCCUCAGCGGUGGCCUGGCCAAGAAGCCGGUGGGCAACUCAGCACAGGCCUUCUUCCCCGCGACAGGCCUGGCAGAUUUGACGGCGGAGCUGGAGGAGAAACUGCAGAGGAGGAGGGCGCUGGAACACUCAGCUGGACACGCUGGGGACCAGUGA
Molecule: messenger RNA, 894 nt
Organism: Suricata suricatta (meerkat)
Lineage: Eukaryota; Metazoa; Chordata; Mammalia; Carnivora; Herpestidae
Gene: STAP2
Product: signal transducing adaptor family member 2
Exons: 9
Coding region: 1-894 (297 amino acids)
Molecular function (GO): signaling adaptor activity
Source: RefSeq, a predicted model, not a curated record